Otolemur garnettii (small-eared galago) is the source of this 4176-nucleotide messenger RNA. It is a transcript of the gene ZNF331, whose product is annotated as zinc finger protein 331. Gene Ontology annotation, biological process: regulation of DNA-templated transcription. Bases 1137 to 2522 code for a protein of 461 amino acids. Lineage: Eukaryota; Metazoa; Chordata; Mammalia; Primates; Galagidae. The record is from RefSeq and is a predicted model, not a curated record. The transcript is spliced from 4 exons.
GGAGUGCGCGGGCUCAGCAGCGGGCUGUGUCCCCGUAAUUGUGACACAGGUGUGUGUGUGGGCGUCAUUAGGGGUGAUGAGGGCCGUGGUGCGUAUCUGCAGUGGUGACGCAGCCACUGAGCCUCCGCGACUCGGUGGUGGUUGAGAUACGUGCGUAUGAGCUGUGUGUGGGCGGCGGGCACAGAACGUGUGGCCAAGUGACGCAGUUGCUGGAGAGGUGCGGGGGAGGUGAUGCGGCUGGGCCUUGUCUCCAUAGUUGUGACGCAGUGGUGCUCCACAGGCCUUGAGGCUGCGGGGCCAGUGCGUGUGAGCAUCUGCGGGUGGGAAGUGGUUGGCAGCGUCUCCGGACUCUGCUCCUGAAGGUGUGUUUCUGCGGGGUGGCACAGCCAGGACGUGUCCAGGUGGCUGCCAGAUGAGUCUUCACUUACGUGGGGGUGACAGCACAGACUGGUAUCUCGAGAGGCCACGGGUGGUGCGGCGUUGUGUUUGAGCAGCCGAGUACCAAGUGGUGGCCUCGCGUGUGAGCACAGGUGUGGGGGAGGGUAUGACCCGCAGCUCAAGCGUCUCUGUUGCCUCCCAUCUUUGCCUUCUAACUUCGUGGCGCCUCCGGGAGAAGAUGGCAGCAGAGGGGCAAGAGGGCCUGGCCAGUGUUGUGAAAAUGAUUAACAAGAAAGGCAAAGGCUUGGUCAUGAGGGGGGCAGUUUAAAGGUCAGAAGUGCAAUCCAAGCAGGCCACCUGAGCGAUAGGAGGGGGUCCGGGUAGAAUUGCUUCAUAGAGAGAGGCCUGGAGGCCUGGAGGUGGGAGGUGGUUGGAAGGGGCAUCUCUGGGUGUGAGAACUUAGUCUCCAGGAGUCUCCCAGAAGCCUCAGAUCUGGAGCCAGUGCAUCCUAGAGGCCGUUUUCUAAUGCUGCCUGCAAUCCAGAAAGGCCCUGAUGACUCUUUCCCUUUCUGUUCCCCAGGUCAGCGUUGUUCAGAGCAGGCAGCCCUGCCUAGAAAGCAUCAUCACUGGACAUCUUAAAGACUCGGCUCUAUCUGACUUCUUGGAACUUUCCUCUUCUGCCGAAGAAACCUCAAGAAGACUGAUUAAUUCUUUACUUCUGAAACCAUGGCCCAGGAACAUGUGUAUGUUUUCAGGGUAUGGUGACAUUCUCUGAUGUAGCCAUAGACUUCUCUCAGGAGGAAUGGGCGUGCCUGGAUUCUGCUCAAAGGGACCUUUACUGGGAUGUGAUGUUGGAGAACUACAGUAACUUGGUCUCUCUGGAUUUGGAGUCAGCAACAUAUGAGGCCAAGGGUUUAGCUACAGAAAAGAAUAUUCCUGGAAGAAAUUUUCCCAAAAAGAAUUCAGAUGAAAAAAGUAAAUCCCUUGGCCUCAACCGCAUGUGUGAAGAUACACCAGAAGUACCACAGCGUUCUCGAGGGAGAUAUAUCAAUCAAAUGAUAAUCACCUAUGAAAAAAGGCCUCCAAAUAGAGAAAGAGAAAGUACACCUCCGAGAUCACAACAGAGACUUCAGAUUAAGGACAGUUCCUAUGAAUGUAAGGAAUGUGGGAAAGCCUUUAGUCGUGGCUAUCAACUUAGUCAACAUCAGAAAAUUCAUACUGGUGAAAAACCUUAUGAAUGUAAAGAUUGUAAGAAGGCCUUCCGUUGGGGUAAUCAGCUUACCCAACAUCAGAAAAUUCAUACUGGUGAAAAGCCUUAUGAGUGUAAAGACUGUGGGAAGGCCUUUCGAUGGGGCUCCAGCCUUGUUAUUCAUAAGAGAAUUCACACUGGUGAAAAGCCCUAUGAAUGUAAAGACUGUGGAAAGGCCUUCAGACGUGGUGAUGAGCUCACUCAGCAUCAGAGGUUUCAUACUGGUGAGAAAGACUAUGAAUGUAAAGACUGUGGGAAAACCUUUAGUCGUGUGUAUAAACUGAUUCAGCAUAAGAGGAUUCAUAGUGGGGAGAAACCUUAUGAAUGUAAAGACUGUGGGAAGGCCUUUAUUUGUGGUUCGAGCCUCAUUCAGCAUAAGCGAAUUCACACAGGUGAGAAACCCUAUGAAUGUCAGGAAUGUGGGAAGGCCUUCACUAGGGUCAAUUAUCUUACUCAACAUCAGAAAAUUCAUACUGGUGAGAAACCUCAUGAAUGUAAGGAAUGUGGGAAGGCCUUUCGUUGGGGUUCGAGUCUGGUUAAGCAUGAGAGAAUUCAUACAGGUGAGAAGCCGUAUAAAUGUACAGAAUGUGGGAAGGCCUUUAAUUGUGGCUAUCACCUUACUCAACAUGAGAGAAUUCACACUGGUGAAACCCCUUAUAAAUGUAAGGAAUGUGGGAAGGCCUUUAUUUAUGGGUCAAGCCUUGUUAAACAUGAGAGAAUUCAUACAGGGGAGAAACCCUAUGGAUGCAAAGAAUGUGGGAAGUCGUUUAGUCAUGGCCAUCAGCUUACACAGCAUCAGAAAACUCACUCAAAAUCGUAUGACUGCAAGGAAUGUGGAAAGGUAUAUAAUAAUAUAAACCAUCUUAGAGAACAUCAGAGGGCUCAUAACAGUUGAAAAACCUUUGAAUACAGUAGUCCCCUCUUACUGGUGGUUUUGCUUUCUGCAGUUACCUGCGGUCAACCUGGGUUUGGAAAUAUUAACUGGAAAACUCCAGAAAUAAAACUAUCUAAGUUUUAAAUCACACACCCUUCUGAGUAGUGUGAUAAAAUCUCAUGCCGUCCUGCUGCAACCAGUUGGGACGUGAAUCAUCCCUUGGCCAGGCAUAUCAUCCCUUGGCCAGGCACAUCCAUGCUGUACACUACCCGCCCAGCUGAUCACUUAGUAGCUGCCUUGGUUAUCAAAUUGUCGUGGUGUCACAGUGCUUGUGUUCAAGUAACCCUGACUUUACUCGAUAAUAACCCCAAAGCUCAAGAGUUGUGAUGCUGGCAAAUCAAGUAUGCCAAAGAGAAGCCAUAAAGUGCUUCCUUUUAAAUGAAAAGGUAAAAGUUCUCAACUUACUAAAGAAAGGAAAAAAAUCAUAUGCUGAGGUUGCUAAGAUGUACAUUAUAUUUUGAGAGAGAAACAGACUACAUUCACAUGAUUUUAUUACACUAUAUUGUUAUAAUUGUUCUAUUUUAUUGUUGUAAUCUCUGUGCCUAAUUUAUAGAUUAAACUUUGUAUAUGUUUGUACAGGAAAAAACAUAGUAUAUAGUAUAUAUGUGCCAGAAAAAAAACAGUACUAUUUACUGUUUCAGGCAUCCACCAGGAGUCUUAGAAUCUAUCCCCCUCAGGUAAAAGGGGGGGCGGCAGUACAAAGGAUGUAUAACGGCCUCUAAACUACAUUCAUUCCUUCCUCGACAUGAGGAAAAUCUGUGAUACAGUUUAACAUAAAGCCUUUGCUGAUCAUUCUUCUGCUUGUAGAAUAUCAGCAGUCAUACUUUAGGCAGAUUUAUAGAGUGGAAAAAUCACUCUUUUUCUUAAUCAGCGUUCUCAGUGUAGAUGUUUUUACUGCAUAGGUUAGUAUAACAGAUGCCUAGAAGCCUACCAAGACCAUUCCAUUUCACAUUUAUUCUAGAGAAUAACUCUGCUCUAAUAUGAGUGUGGCCUUUAGUCCUAGCACCUACCCUACCAAUUGCUAUCACCUUCCCACUGCUUUCCUCCUUGUGAGACACUGGGCAGCCCGCUCAUUACCUCUGUGUAUUACUUGUCAGAUGCACAUUAUGUGCAGUAUUUGUAAAUAGGGAUAAUCACAUCUACUGAAGACUGCUAUUGUGGAAAUUAAAUGUUUGGUACAUGUACAGUCCUUGACAGUGUAACUGGAAUAUUGUGUAAUCUUAGUAAAUAUUAACUGUUGUUCUUAUGAUCAUUACCAUUAGUGUUGCCAUUGGUGAAUUAUUACAAGAAAAACAACUGUGGAUACAAUGAAUUUGGGAAAGAUUAUCAAAAUUCUAGAGGAAAACAUAGGAGACUAUUGUCACAGCCUGAGGUUAGACAAUGAUUUCUUAGUACAUGAAAGACACUAAACAUAAAAAGUGAAGUUAGACCUCGUGAAAAGUACAAAAUGUUGUUCCUCAAAUGAUGCCAUUAAGGUAAAGACAAGAUGCAAACUGGAAGGAAACAACGUAGACCUAAUGAAGGAACUCAUUAGAAAAUGAGUCUAGAAAAUGUGAAGAAUUCAAGUUAACAAAAGAUAGAAUCUAUUUUAUUUUUAUUUUAUGUAUUUUUUUUU